UACCGCGUCACAUAUGAACCCGGAAGUGAACGUCAUGUGGCAACGAAAGUACGUAUGUUGUUAGUUCCCUGAAAAUGGUGUACGUGUCGAACGGUCAAGUUCUGGACAGCCGGAGCCAGUCACCAUGGCGACUGUCUUUAGUGGUUGACCUCUUCUGGGGAGCUGUGGAGUUUUUUGGCCUGUUUUUUAAAACAAUAAUUGACCCAGACCUGACAAAAGAUGGACAUAGUAGCUCAUCACGGUUUUCUGAUGGCAGAGGUCCUCCAGGUCCCCCUGGGGGCCGAAGGCGGUUUGGAAGAAUAAACGUUGGUGGUGGGCCCACUCCUCCUCCAAUGGGGGGAGGAGGAUGAGGAAGGUGA
Syngnathus typhle (broad-nosed pipefish) is the source of this 359-nucleotide messenger RNA. RefSeq names its product selenoprotein K (gene selenok). Gene Ontology annotation, cellular component: endoplasmic reticulum membrane; Golgi apparatus. The transcript has 4 exons. Gene Ontology annotation, biological process: calcium ion transport; endoplasmic reticulum calcium ion homeostasis. Lineage: Eukaryota; Metazoa; Chordata; Actinopteri; Syngnathiformes; Syngnathidae. The record is from RefSeq and is a predicted model, not a curated record.